AUGCGGCCGUUGCAGGUCCCGACCUGGGUGCACAUUUCGUACGAGGAGAAGAAGCUGAUCGCCUACCUGGCCGGUGUCGGUACGACGGCUUGUAGCCUCUAUCUCCUCACGAUGGCGGGCCGAUCGUUGAGUUUUUCCGAUCAAAGCAGCCCGUGUCUGUCGGAGAACAGUGCGUACAACCUGGAAAUCACGCUCGUGGUCAUCCUGUCCGUGGUGUACCUUUUCAUUGGUGGUGCGUUCUUUUGGGGCAUCUGGCGCGAGAAGGCCAAGUAUCUGUUGCCGUUCUUGUGCUUUCUGGUAGCGGCAACGGGUUUCCUUGGACAUGCCCACAUCGACUGGAUGCUGUUCGAGGCCGGCACUGGUGAGCGACAGUUUGGUAUCUUCGCUUUCAUCUGGGCAACGAUGGUUCUAACGUUUGCGAGCACGAUCAUCUUGCUUCUGUAUCGCGAAAUGAACUCGGGUAAACACACCAAGAAAGGCCUUUUUGAAGUGUUUUACAACGACGAAAAAUACUGAGCAUUUCCCCGCUGGUGGUGAAUUGAAAUCGCGUGUAUAUUUAAGGUGCAGCUGUAAGCUUUUAGUGUUACAAAUAAAGUGUUAUUCCAUUUCGAACACACACACACGCUGGUGGAUGGAUUACAAAUUGCUCGCUUCAUCUCUGUGCAGUCGUGAAGCUUGCUGAGAAUGGUGUCCGACUCGUCAGGUGCAGGUUGCGUCCUGAGGCGGUGCAUAAACGUGCGCUCUAUCUGCCAACACUAAUUAAGCUCCGGUGGGCCUCACGACCAACCCUCGGGACGUUCCCAACGCGAGCAGCACAAGUGUGAGCAGACAGCGAGGGCAGUUUUCCUCACUCUUU
Molecule: messenger RNA, 856 nt
Organism: Anopheles nili
Lineage: Eukaryota; Metazoa; Arthropoda; Insecta; Diptera; Culicidae
Exons: 3
Coding region: 1-516 (171 amino acids)
Source: RefSeq, a predicted model, not a curated record